CGGUGGAGCAGUCAAAGCGAGGUAGAAAACCCAGGACCGAACUUUGUCCCCUUUGUCACAGGGACCUGUCGUCACCUCGUCGUCACGCAGCAGCGUCCCUAUGGAUCUCCUCGCUGGAAUUGGCUGUGCCUGUGCCGGGCUCCUGGCGAUGGCACUGCUGGGGGUUGCAUAUCGCCUAGGGCUCCUCUACCAGCUUUGUCACAAGGUGAACCCUCAAAGCCCUCGGCACGGCGGCGAGUUGGUGGCAGAAGUGCUGAAGGCGCACGGCAUCCGCUUCCUGUUUGCCUUGGCUGGUGGCCACAUCUCCCCCAUCUUGGUGGCCAGUGAGAAGAUGGGAAUACGUGUGGUGGACACCCGGCACGAGGCCACUGCCGUCUUCGCUGCCGACGCCGUCUCUAGGCUCUCGGGUCGCAUCGGCGUCGCUGCCGUCACCGCCGGUCCUGGCGUCACCAACACGGUGACGGCCAUCAAGAACGCUCAGAUGGCCGAGUCACCGGUGCUGCUCAUCGGGGGAGCAGCUGCCUCGCUGCAGAAGGGUCGGGGUGCACUGCAGGACAUUGACCAGCUCUCGCUCUUCAAGACGCUCUGCAAAGCCUGCGUCUCGGUCCGCGCCGUCCGCGACAUCGUCCCUGCCCUCCGCAAAGCCAUCGCCACUGCACAGUCGGGGACCCCCGGACCUGUCUUUGUGGAGCUCCCUAUCGACAUCCUCUACCCCUUUCAUGUGGUAGAGAAAGAAAUAGGAGGCACCAAGAGCGGCCGGGGACUGCGGGGAAAGGUGGUGCAGUGGUACCUCAAAAACUACAUCCGUAACCUCUUUGCGGGUGCUUGGGAUCAGCGUGACGUCUCCCCAUUGCCUGUGCAGGUGCCCUUGGCCACUGAUGACGAGGUGCAGCAAUGUGCCGAGCUGGUGAGCCGGGCCAAGAAGCCGCUGGUGCUGGUGGGCAGCCAGGCCCUGCUGCCGCCCACACCAGCCGAGGAGCUGCGCGCAGCGCUGGAGGCCCUGGGCAUCCCUUGCUACCUGGGGGGAAUGGCGCGGGGGCUUCUUCCCCCCGGUAGCCCCCUCCUCCUGCGCCAGAACCGCCGUGAUGCUCUCCGUGACGCUGACCUGGUGCUGCUGGCAGGUGCAGUCUGCGAUUUCCGCCUGUCCUACGGGCGCCUUUUUGGUCGCCACACCGCUGUCGUGGCCGUUAACCGGGACCGUGCACAGCUCCUCCGCAAUUCCGAUGUCUUUUGGAGACCCCGGCUCGCCGUGCAAGGCGACGCGGCUUCGUUUGUGGUGCGGUUGGCGCAGAGCCUUCGGGGCUACGCCUGCCCCAGCGACUGGGCCGAGGGACUGCGCCAGGCCGACCGGAAAAAGGAGCAAGAGAACCGAGAGAAGGCAGCGACCCCUACUUGUGACCACCUGAACCCCCUGGAUGUGCUGCACCGCCUGGACGUGCUCCUGCCCCCAGAGAGCCUGCUGGUGGCUGACGGCGGGGACUUUGUGGGGACCGCUGCCUACAUCGUCCGUCCCCGCCGUCCUCUUGCCUGGCUGGACCCUGGAGCUUUCGGCACUCUGGGAGUCGGUGGCGGGUUUGCACUCGGCGCCAAGCUCUGCCGUCCCGACGCAGAGGUUUGGGUCCUCUACGGUGAUGGCUCACUGGGCUACAGUUUGAUGGAGUUUGACACCUUUGUGCGGCACAAGACACCCAUCAUCGCACUGGUGGGCAACGACGCGUGCUGGAGCCAGAUUGCUCGUGAGCAGGUGGCUUUGCUAGGCAGCAAUGUGGCAUGUGGCCUCGAGUACCUGGACUACCACGCGGUGGCUGAAGCUCUGGGUGGCAAAGGCCUGGUGGUGGGUCGUCCGGACCGUGAGCGGCUGGAGGCCGUGCUCCGCGCCGCACAGGAGGCGUCUCGCCAAGGCCACCCCGUCCUCAUCAACGCCCUCAUCGGCAAGACAGACUUCCGCGACGGCUCCAUCUCUGUCUAGGAACGGUGUCUCUGAAAUGCCCUCCGUGGGACAGAGGAGGUGGGAUGUGUUUGGGUGACAGUAGUGCUACACCCCCAACCCUGGGGCAAACCCCGUGUCCCUUCCCCCGGCAAUAAAGCGGCACUGCACGCCCACGCCUGCCGUCCUGUGCCAUCGACGCCAGCGUCUCUGGGGUGCCGGCACCCAACAUAAAUGACUCUUUGGGGACUGUCGCUUCCUCCCCUUCAGCAAGACCUUGUUAUGCCAACACACCUGUAAAGCCCAGGGGCGAGUGCA
Messenger RNA from Colius striatus (speckled mousebird), 2245 nucleotides. RefSeq names its product ilvB acetolactate synthase like (gene ILVBL). The transcript has 16 exons. Gene Ontology annotation, biological process: L-valine biosynthetic process. The record is from RefSeq and is a predicted model, not a curated record. Gene Ontology annotation, cellular component: acetolactate synthase complex. Gene Ontology annotation, molecular function: magnesium ion binding; thiamine pyrophosphate binding; flavin adenine dinucleotide binding. The coding region runs from base 101 to 1969 and encodes 622 amino acids. NCBI's taxonomy places the organism in Eukaryota, Metazoa, Chordata, Aves, Coliiformes, Coliidae.